GCCGAUCCUUGGCCUUAUCCUUGAGUUUAAUCAGGCAAAGGCGCUUGAGGAUGCAACUGUUGAGACAGUUCGCCUUGCUCUUUCUACAAAUGUUACUGAAGUCCGCGAUAAUGCGGAAAUUUGAAGGACCCCAGUUUGCACAAAGAAUCCGUCCUCCAUUGAGUUACCCGUAUCAUACUGCUUUAGAAGGAGCGACCCCAGUUUAUAUACGACAGCAAUGCUAUAAUAUUCAGUGUGGGGGGAGGAGAGAUAUAAUUUAUAUCUUUGCUGCUAUUCGGGAAGUGUAAGUUUUAUCAUUCCAAGCUGUGGCUUGCCAACGCAUUUGAGG
Molecule: messenger RNA, 328 nt
Organism: Aspergillus alliaceus
Lineage: Eukaryota; Fungi; Ascomycota; Eurotiomycetes; Eurotiales; Aspergillaceae
Exons: 2
Coding region: 51-287 (78 amino acids)
Source: RefSeq, a predicted model, not a curated record